AUGUCUGAUAAAAACAUUCAACAAAAUAAAUAUGGCGAAUUGCGAAGUAUCUGCAAAUACUACAUCGAUGCGUACAUUGCGUUGUAUCAGCUGAAAACGGAAAAAGAAGAAGAUUUAAACUCGAUUUACCAAAUGAUCAAAACAGAAUUGAUUGAAUCAAAGAAACAUCUUCCUCAAAACAUCAUAAGGGAUAUUUUAGAUAUGAUCCCAUAUAAUAAUUGCUAUACAAAGUCGUAUUUAACUCUUGCCAAACUCAUAUCUGAUGAAUAUCAAGUCACAGAUAUUAGCAAUGUUAACCCUAUUUCAAACUUCUUGUUUUACAAAGAGUAUGGAAUUAAAUUAAACAAGUCAACUAAUUUCGCAAAAAUUAAUCCAGAAAAUGUUGACAUUCAUACAGAAAAUACAAUUCACAAAGCUAUUAUGUAUAAUGAAAAAGAAAAAUUUAUUUCAUUCACAGAAAGAGAAGGAUUUGAUAAAGAUCAAAUUCUUAUUAGCAAAUUAUAUCCAAGUCUCUAUUUUUCCGAAAAAUAUACAUUGCUUGAAUUAUGCUGUUACCAUGGAGCAGUUGAUUGUUUCAAAUUCUUAAGAACAAAAUUUGACUCAAAAAUAACUGAAACAUGUCUUCAUCUUUCAUUUUUAGGAGGAAAUCCAGAGAUCAUGAGUGAAUGUUUGAAAUAUCAAAAACCAGAUGAAUAUUGCAUGGAAUAUGCAAUUAUUUCACACAACAUUGAUUUUGUUACAUUUUUAAUGAAUGAAUAUAAUGAAAAGAUCAAUUUACAAGUUUGCGGAAUACACAAAAAUCUUGAAGCAUUUUUAGUUUAUUUCGAUCAAACACAUGCAUCCAACGAAUGUUUUAUUUAUUCUGCAAUGUUCAAUGUUCCAUCACUUGCUGAAUAUUUUCUUUCUCAUGGUGGAAAUAUCAAUGAAAAAGAUGAAUUUGAACAUACUGCUCUUCAUUAUGCGGCACACAAUAAUAAUACUGAAAUGGUUGAAUUUCUCAUUUCACAUGGCGCAAACAUCUCCGAAAGAGAUGAUGAAUCGGAAACUGCUCUUCAUAUUGCGGCACAUUAUAAUUGUAAAGAAACAGCCGAACUUCUUAUUAGAUUUGGUGCCGAUCUUUCUGAAAGAGACUAUGAUGGACAAACUGCUCUUCAUUAUGCAGCACAUUAUAAUUUUAAAGAAAUAGCUAAUCUUCUUAUUUUGCAUGGUGCGAGUAUCAAUGAAAGAGAUAGCGAAGGAAAAACAGCUUUUCAUACUGCAGCAGAAUAUAGUAGUACGGAAAUAGCUGAACUUCUUAUUUCACAUGGUGCUAAUAUCAAUGAAAAAGAUUAUAAUGGAAAAACCGCUCUUCAUUGCGCAGCAUGUAAUAAUUGUCCCAAAGAAACAGCCGAAUUUCUUAUUUCGCAUGGUGCAAAAAUCAAUGAAAAAGAUGGACAAGGAAAAAUCGCUCUUCAUUAUGCAGCAUUGAAAGACAGUAAAGAAACAACUGAAUUUCUUAUUUUGCAUGGUGCAAAUGUUAACGAAAGUUAUAAAUAUGGAAAAUCUGCUCUUCAUUAUACAGCAUAA
This is a messenger RNA of Trichomonas vaginalis G3, 1566 nucleotides long. RefSeq names its product ankyrin repeat and SOCS box-containing protein 4 family. Lineage: Eukaryota; Parabasalia; Trichomonadida; Trichomonadidae. The transcript has a single exon. The record is from RefSeq and is a predicted model, not a curated record. The coding region runs from base 1 to 1566 and encodes 521 amino acids. Gene Ontology annotation, molecular function: protein binding.